Syngnathus typhle (broad-nosed pipefish) is the source of this 2325-nucleotide messenger RNA. RefSeq names its product zinc finger, FYVE domain containing 27 (gene zfyve27). Gene Ontology annotation, cellular component: growth cone membrane; endoplasmic reticulum tubular network. The record is from RefSeq and is a predicted model, not a curated record. NCBI's taxonomy places the organism in Eukaryota, Metazoa, Chordata, Actinopteri, Syngnathiformes, Syngnathidae. The coding region runs from base 267 to 1544 and encodes 425 amino acids. Gene Ontology annotation, molecular function: metal ion binding. The transcript has 14 exons. Gene Ontology annotation, biological process: protein localization to plasma membrane; vesicle-mediated transport; neuron projection development.
AGACCAAGCAGAUAAUCUUACAAUGUAAAGCUAGCAUACAAUAGCUAACCGGAAGAAGCAGCUAGACACUGGCGUAAUUUCUCGCCUAAAAGGCAGGACACGGUAUUAUUAAUGGUUAGCGCGGGUCGGUGCUUAUGCGAUACGCGGCAGUUAUGGUGACUGAGUCGAUGAAGUUGGAGGCUUUUCCAUCCUCCAGGAUUAUGAUGUCCGCGGGACCUAGUGUCGCCUGAACUUCUAGCCUCCGGUUUGGACACGUAGCUCGGGGAAUGAUGAUGCAGAGUGCAGCGGCAUCAUCUGACCCUUACCAAGGUCCAGGGGAAAGGGGGGAGAUGGUGCACACUAUAUCCAAAGAGACUCUGGGAUCUCCAGAUGCUUCUGAACUUGGAAGCCCAAGAUCUACACUGAAUUUUGACCUGCUUAACAUGGUUGUGGCCUAUAAGAGAAUGGCGCUUUUUCUGGAACCAGUUACAGAUGCGAUGGAGCUGGCCCGCUUCUUGCUAGGGUGGAGGAUGCCCCUCUGCUCGUUACUUGUUUGUCUAUUCCUCAAUGUCUUCUUCUGCACCAUUAAUGAAGUGGGUUGGUUGUCACUAUGUUUGGUGGCAGUCACAGUGCCUGCUGCCCUUGGCUACCUGCAGGACAGGUGCUGGGGCAGAGCCUCAGAAACGGAACUCCAGAGGAGGCACUAUCACACCGUACAUCGCAGAGAUUUGCAGAAUGUGCACCUCAGUAAGCAGGAGGCUAUGCUGGAAGUCAAAGACCUGUUGAAGCAUCUGGAUGACAUGCUGUCUUCGGCCUGUCAAUCAGCAGAAACAUUUUACAAGGUCCUGUACUGGGACAAUCACACCACAUCAUCAAGGUUUUAUGGAGGAUUGUUUACAGUGGUGUGUGUUCUCUACCUCGCUCCUGUCGGCUGGGUGCUUGCUGGUUUGAACAGCGUCAUCUUCCUUUGGAAUAGAAACUUCCACAGAGUUUUGGUGGACCUGAAGAAGCUGUUCCAUGCCUCCCAGACUCCGACAUCAGAGGCAGCGUGUGACGAACUGGAUCACAGCAAUGUAGUGGAGAGGACACCCACACCAACCAGUCUGGAGGACAUAUCACCUGGGAGUGUGGAGGAAGCAGAAGAAGCUGAGCCUGAUGAUGAAUUUAAAGAUGCAAUUGAGGAAAAUGCCAUCACCCUGCAGGAAACCCCUUUGGUGUUAGUGGAGGAUGAAGAUGGUCCAAUUGGAGCCCCUGAGUUUGACACCAUCUCUGAAAAUGGCCUCCUGAGUCGUAAUGAACCCAUACGCAGCAAAGUGUCCAAGCUGACGGAGAAACUGCGCAAACGUUACCCCACCACCAGCAUUGGCAACUGUGCUAGCUGCAAUGCUGUCUUCUCAGUGCUGAAGAAAAGGAAGAACUGCAGUAACUGUGGCAACAGCUUUUGUUCAAGAUGUUGUUCUUUCAAAGUGCUGAGGUCUUGCAUGGGGGCCACCGCUCCAGAGGCCCAGAGAGAGACUGUGUUUGUUUGUGCUGCCUGUAAUUCCUCGCUCAUCAAGUUGCAAUGACCUGACGUUUGGCCGUGCGACCCAGAGGGAUGGUCAUCACUGUUUACUCCUCCGCUCGGCACACCCUGAUGUAAUUUUACUAAACCCCCAGCACAUGCACCCUUGAAGAUUUUUUCUUGCCUUUUGUGUUAUGCCCAUCCUUGUGUCACUGGCCGUUGAGUUUAAGGACCCUUGUUUGUCCCUUUGCUGAGCAAAGGGAAAGAAGAGCAUGUUGGAUUACCGGUGCUGGUUUACAAGAGCAAUGGUUUUCAUUCAAACUCUUUGACUGACCACUAACAUGAUCAAAUUUGAACUCUGGAGGGUUUACAUACGGUGAAACAAAAAAUGAUUUGCUACAAGUGACAUGCUUGUAAGGCUUUGAGUGUUUUUGACCAGCAUGCUAUUUUUUUCUUGGGUUGUUUGAGCUCUAUUGGAACUUGUUAUUUUUUACUUUUAACUGGAUCAAAAUUCAGCUAACUGGAGUCACUUGAUUGGACAACGCAACUGGGUCAAAUAAUCACAUGCCUCCCUCACACUCGUACAAGCAGGACUUAAAAGAAUGGAUGUGGCGGCAGUCUUGGACCGACCCGAGAUCGAUGCAAUGUGGUUUUAACCUUUAUGCUGGCACUGAUGAUUGUAAUUGUUUGCUUUGCUUUUAUUGUAAUCCCUUCUAGAGCUAAUAUAUUUAAUUUAAAACGCUUGAAAAUCAGUUAUUUGAUCGAUUUUUUUUGGUCAUGUAUAUAUUGCUACAUCUUUUAUGGGUGAAAUAUUGCAUUGUUGAAAUAAACUGUCAAAUCCCAAA